Hevea brasiliensis (rubber tree) is the source of this 2171-nucleotide messenger RNA. Its product is annotated as NAC domain-containing protein 62. Gene Ontology annotation, biological process: regulation of DNA-templated transcription. The record is from RefSeq and is a predicted model, not a curated record. The transcript has 7 exons. The coding region runs from base 284 to 1858 and encodes 524 amino acids. Gene Ontology annotation, molecular function: DNA binding. NCBI's taxonomy places the organism in Eukaryota, Viridiplantae, Streptophyta, Magnoliopsida, Malpighiales, Euphorbiaceae.
CAUUCAGCUCUUUAAAUAGCAACUUCCACCUCGCUUCUUUGACGACUCCUCAAUGAAGUUGCAGAAUAACCCACGAAAAUGCAUUGACUUGUCCUUCUAAGCGUUUGUUUCAUCAUACGUUUCAUCACACAAGUAAUCCCCUUUUGUUUCUGUCUUAGGAGGAGUAAUGAAGAAAUCUGGUUCUUGUUGGGCUUCUUCCUUUUUCGAGGAAACUAGCCUAAGCUUUUCAGACUGAGCUAGUUUAAAGCGUUCGAGGGUGCAAGACUCAAGCUGCGAUAUCACAAUGAAUGCACAUUUGCACACCCAUUCUCGGUCCAAUCCCCUUCAUGAAGAGGGAUGUCUUUCUUCUAAAGUUGGAUUCAGAUUCCAUCCAACAGAUGAAGAAAUCGUCGCCUAUUAUCUCGAAAAUAAAAUCAACGGCAACGAUUCCCUUGUUAAUCAUAUUAUUGGCGAGAUUGAUCUCUGCCAGUACGAGCCACGGGAUCUGCCUGACCAUUCCCUGAUAUCAUCAGACGAUAAAAUUUGGUAUUUCUUCAGUCGCCCUGAUUUCAAGUAUUCUAAUGGUAAACGAGCCAACAGAACAACGAGGGCUGGAUUCUGGAAAGCCACAGGAAAAAUUCGCUAUAUCAAAGCUGGGGAGUCCCGGAAGGAGAUUGGUAGCAAGAGGACCCUAGUGUUUCAUAAGAAAGUCCAUGAUUCUAAGCCAGUCAGAACCAAUUGGAUCAUACACGAGUACCAAUCUAAAAACAUCCUUCCCAACCAGAGGCAUUUUGUUCUCUGUAAACUAAAGCAGAAAGUAGAUGAAAAUAUCGAUCAUUCACCCGAGGAUGAAGGUGAACCAAGUCGUCCUACGGAUGCUCAGACAGAUCCAGAACAAGUUCUGCAAUCUCAAAUCUGCAUUAUGGGGAUGCAUCCAGAAGGACUGAAGCAGCAGGGUGUUUCUGAUGAGCAUUUGCUACAGACCAAUUGUUUUGAUAAUCCACAUAUGGGGUUGGAUUUGCAUGAUACUAGUGAUGAUGAAGAUCCAAUAAAGUUGGCAGAUUCAUUUCUUUCUCUGGAUGAUGAAUGCUUCACCCAAAAAAAUGCAGAUGUUCCCCCUAAUGACUACAGGCCACCAGAGCCAUUAAGAAAAACGUAUGUUGCGGAUAUCCAUUGGAAGACUGCAUCUGGCUACAGUGAGUCUCCCCAACCUACGAAAACUUCAAAUUUGAAUGAUGGAGACGCCAGUUCUGAAGAAUAUCAGCAGAUGCAAACUGUUCUAACCCCUACUGAAACUCUGACUUCUGGAGAAGGGAAGAAUGAUCCUUAUCGCAAGGAAGUCUCAGUGACCGGGACUUCCACAGCAGGCUCAGCUGCAGAUAGACCUUUUGAGAUCAAUUACAUAAGAUAUGCUUACAAACCUGGAGUCUGCAGAGGCAUAGCAUCUUUUUCAAGCGUAGUAACCAGAGAUAAGUCUUUCGAAGACAUGGAAAAUUGCUUGUCGGGGCAAGGGCAGGAUCGGUGCUAUUGUCUUCCAGAGAUCAAUCGCAAUGAAUCAGUUGGUGAAGAAUUUCCAAAACCUCAGAAACGACUAAUGAUCAGCAACUUCACAGGACAGAAACUCAACCCCAGCACAGUGUCCACUGGUGAGGUGACAAACUUAAGUUGCAGCUACAUAACAAGCAAGGAACCUGAAAAGCCAGGUUUGAAUCUCAAAUCAACUAGAUCUUCUGACAAUGACAGGGAGGUUUGUUCCAUUCGUUCGGAGAUUACUCCAUUAAUCCAUAGGCCAAAUCCCCCAUCAGUAUAUAUUGUUAACAUACUUGUAGGUCUAGUUUUGUUCAUUUUUAUUGUCAGGGAGAUGCUGAUUCUUCACUGAGUGAUGCGACUCUCACCAGGUAUCACAAGCAGCAAAGCUCUGCAAUAAGGGCCUAAAAUGGAAUAGAUCUAACAGAUUUUUUUUUGUUUCCUGUCAAGUACUCCUGUGAACUUGGAGUGAAUAUGGGUACUUAAUAAUGUUGUCUAAUUACGUCCUCAACCUUGUUGGAAGGAAAUGUAUGUCUGGACAGGACUUCUAUAUACAUAUAUAUUUAUUUAUAUAGUUGCCAUCUUUUAAUUUGGCCUGUUGGAUUUCAUUACUAGAUUGUGUAUCAAGCAUUUUCAUAAUAUUGUCAUCAGGGUUCUCCACUUUC